UGGAUUAUCCAUCGCUCCAUGUGAGGGCGCAAAAGCAUCAAACUAACCAAGCGGCGGAACGUGAAGAAGAAUUGUGUGCCACUGAAUAAAUUCACAACACUUCUGGAAAGUGCUUGAAUAAUAGGUGAAAAUAAUGGAUAACAGAAGACUUUCAGUUGUGGUUCGUAGGCUGGAUCCAUCUAUGACCAUGCAGAAAUUUUCUCCACUGACUAAGGAGUGCGCUCCACUCAGCAGUGAAGAUUCCGAUGCAGAUCCUGAAGUUGCUACACUGCCUCAAGGCCAAACCACUCGCAGGAGGGUGAAGAUAACCCAGGGAGGCAGAAGGAGGAGGAAGAGGAAAGGAUGGCACAGCAAUGAAGAGGAAAAGCAAGAGUCGUCGUCUCAGGAGAAAGUCCAGCAGAACUCUGGCAGCUAUGGUGGUGAGGCGGAGAGCAAGUCUGUGGCAAAGAAGAGUGGGCCUCGUGGCCGCCCCCCUGCCUCCAAGGUGGCCCAUGCAGACCCUCAUAAUAGAGAAGAGAGGCGAUCCAGGAGAGGCAGCGAAUCGGAUAACCAGGUUGGUGGCGAGGGGCUUAAUGGACAGCAGCACAACCAUUCAAACAGUGAUGAAGACCGGAGGGAAGAGCCAGCGAAAGAGAACCAGAAAAGAAAGCAGAAGCAGAAGACAGGGAGGAAGCAACACAACAAAGAGGCCAUAAGUGAUGGCGAAGACAGGGAAAGCGAUGAGAAAAAGAAAGAUAAGGACUGUGACGCUGAGGGAGAGGCGGAUGAUGAUGAGCGGAGAGACAGAGAGGAAGAGAGUGGAUCAGAGAUGGUCUCUCCAAGUGGUCUGUUGCGGCUGAAGAAACAUGCACGUAAGGCAAGUGCGAGGAAACAGAGUAGUAAAAAUACUGAAGAGGAUAUAAACAAUAGUGAGGAAAAUGAGAAAGAUAAAGAUGAGGAGGCUGCAGAAGAAGCAGAUGAGCAUAGUGAUGGAUGGGAAGAGAGUGGAUCAGAGGAAAUGAUUUCUCCAAGUGGUCGGCGUGCACAAAAGAAGCGAGUCCAGAAGUCAAGUACGAGGAAACGGAGAAGUAAACAGACACAAGAGGAUAGAAGUGAUAGUGAGGGAAGUGAAAAGAAUGAGGACAAGAAUGGGAAUGACAAAGGAAGGGAUGCUGAUGAGCGGAGCACACAUGGAGAUGAAGAGAGUGAAUCAGAGAAAAUGGUGUCUCCGAGCGGUCUGUGGCGGUUGAAGAAACAUGUCAGGAAGACAAGUGUGAGGAAACAGAAGAAAAAACUGGUCAAAGAGGACAUAAGUGAUGUUGAGGAAAGUGAAAAGGAUGAGGACGAGAAAGAUAAGGAAUGGGAUGCUGAGGAAGAGGCAGGUGCUGAUGUGCGUAGCGAUGGAGGAGAAGAGAGUGGAGCGGAUGAAAUGGUGUCUCCAAGCGGUCGGGGGCGGUUGAAGAAGCGCAUUCGUAAGCCAAGUACAAGGAAACCCAAGAAGGACUCAGACCAACGCAGCCCUAUAAAGCGCAAACGACGCCCAAAGAAACGUGCCACCAGUGAUGGAGCAGACAGUAAUGGCGAGGAGGAAAAUGAGAAUCCUUUAGAGAACAAGGCAGGGGAUCCAUCAGGGCAGGGCGAGAAGAAGUCAGGGAAACAGAAAAGGAACAGGAAAAAAGGAACAGCAAACGCUGGGGACUCGGCGAAGAAGCCAAAGAAGUCAUUGGAGAAGUGUAUCUGCGAGACCUGUGGUCACGUGGCCAGGAGUUACGAGGCCCUGGAGCGCCACCGCAACAGACACACGCGCCCUAACGGCCCCACUCUGUGUGAGGUCUGUGGCCUUCUGGUGAGGUGUCGAGCGGCCAUGGAGCGCCACCGCCUCACACACACUGGUGAGAAGCCAUUCGAGUGUGAGGAGUGUGGCAGGUGCUUUAACACGGCACAGUACCUGCGAACCCACAUGCUGGACCACAAAGAGGGCGGCAGGGCGCACUUGUGCAAUGUGUGCGGACUGCGCUUCACCCACUUGUCCUACCUUACUCGUCACAUGAUGCGCCACAAGGGCGACAAGCCACAUUCCUGUCCCCAUUGUGGCAAGGCCUUUGUGCAGAAGUACCACUUGGAGCGCCACAAGCUCACUCACGAGCCGCAUCCCUGCUCGGUGUGUGGUCAGAUCUUUAAGCGGAAUCAUAUUCUGCUGGCACACGUAAAGAAAGAGCACCCAGGUGAGACAGAGGCGGAGGCGGAGGCUUUGGAAAGGGCCAGACACAAGGUGCAGUGUGGGGAAUGCGGAAAAUGGCUGCCAGGAGUGUCCACGCUACAGGUGCAUAUGCGCGUUCAUUCAGGGGAGAAGCCGUACAGCUGCCAUGAAUGUGACCGCAGCUUUGCAACGGUCAGCCAGCUGAACUCACACAAGCGUGUUCACACAGGAGAGAAACCGUAUGUGUGUCCUCUUUGCCUGAAGUCCUUCACCCGUAGCACACACAUGAACGACCACAUUAAGAACAUUCAUAUGCAAGGGGAACCAGACUUAACUGGACACUGGGAGUCCUAAGCUUGGGGCAACCAUACAGUAGAGUGCCUAACACAACUAGACUGGCACCAAGACAUGGAGUCGAACCCAGACGUACAGCCCCAGGCCAAAUUAUUAGAAUAUCAUGAAAAGUUGAUGAACUUCCAUAAUUCCAUCAAUAAUGUUAAACUUUCAUGGAAUAUAGAUUCAUUGCCCACAUUUUGAACUAUUCCAAUCAUUCUUUUUCUUUUUUUUUUAAACACAUUUUGGGAAGCCCAGAUUUCCUUUGCUGUCAGCUGCUUUUGUUUGUUGAUCUGGUGUCCCACAUUUCACUCUUCAAUAUACCCUGUAGAUUUCCAUGACACAUUUUGGUGCUUUGGUGGUAUGGACAUUCUAACUCACCAGAAAUAAAACCCCAUUGAAAAUGAAUAGGGUUGUAUUUGGCCUGGAGCUGUAAUUCGGACAUGUAUGGAACAUUAUUGCACACACAUACAAACACAAAGCCAGAGACAAACACAGAUGCCAAAAUUCAUCUUCAGUGCACAGCCAAAGCCUGACGCAUGCACGCACACACGCACGCGCACACAAACAAGCACACAAUUUAAACGAAUAACUUCUGGUAUGGUUUGUUUUUAUCCUGACUCCUCUUCAUGGUUUUGUGGAACAUUUUUCAUAUUAUGUUGUUCAUGCAUUAAAUGUGUUUUUCAUA
Molecule: messenger RNA, 3200 nt
Organism: Engraulis encrasicolus (European anchovy)
Lineage: Eukaryota; Metazoa; Chordata; Actinopteri; Clupeiformes; Engraulidae
Product: zinc finger protein 37-like
Exons: 2
Coding region: 134-2533 (799 amino acids)
Biological process (GO): regulation of DNA-templated transcription
Molecular function (GO): RNA polymerase II cis-regulatory region sequence-specific DNA binding; DNA-binding transcription factor activity, RNA polymerase II-specific
Source: RefSeq, a predicted model, not a curated record